CUUCGGUCCAUUCCACUGAUGCAAAAAGUGCUGACAGGAGACGUGGCCCGCAUGGGAUCUUAUUCGUAUAGUGAGGCUGUAUUACCCAUCAAAACCGGCUAACCCACCCCACAUGUCGGAGGCUGUCUUCAGCGCAUUGCCGCCGUCUUGGUCGCCUCUCGGUAGCCAUACCGCCAUCACCAUCGCCACAUCGGUCGAAAACCCCACACCAAAGGACAUAAUGCCCGGAUUCGACGUUCAAUUCCCAGAGCAGCAGCGGGACUGGACUGGAGUAUGCGUUUCAGGCCGCACGACUGUCGAAGGUCAGAAACGUUACCGUCUCGCACAAUGGCCCUUUAGUGUCCGCCAUGGCUGCCGACACGAACACCGAGACUGACAUCAUGGCGCCGUUUACGAGGGGCAGGCCUAUAAACAAACGCGACUGCUACUUCAUGAUGCCCAUGGCGAUCUCGAAACGGCAGAUCUUGUUUUGUUUCCGCCGCUGGAUGCUCCAUUUCACCGCAUCUCCUUUUUUGUGUGUUAUGAGUUUCGAGAAACCCCCCGCAAUGGAGUUCAAGCCCAAUGACAAUUCCGUCACUAGCGAGUCGGCUCCACUCAUCGAGCCCGUCGACAUCGAAAGCGACCAGGAGUUGUUCAUGGUUCCCCUAAAGAGACCGUCGCCGAGAUUGCCACCGUCGCAUUACAGGAAUGUGAAGGCCAAAUCACCUCGCGGGUCUCCAGACGCAACUCCGACACAGUGCAACCUCGACAAGUCUCCUCAGUCCAAUGUCAAUCCUUAUCAGAGUCCUCCAAUGUCCGGGCUUACCAUGAAGCCCGAGAGUCCUCCCAUGUUUACAUCGCCUCUCAUGUCUCCAGAAUCUCGUGGCCUUGGAGGCUCCCCCAACCUGCAGGGUUCCGCAGCACCGACGCCCGGGUCUCUCGUCUACAACAGCCCACCCCUCUCCGGCAGAGCCACCAAGAUCGGCUCGUCGCCCAUCUUGUCCACCGAGACAAGCUCGGCCCGGCAGAGCCCACAGCCCGAGUCAUCCGGCAAGGACUCGAAGGAGCACACCACAUCGGCGUCACGAUCGACAGACGACAAGCCAAACCCCUCUACCAAGGCUUCAUCAGUCUACGACAACGCUCCAGCCAUCACGUGCGACAAGCCGGCCGAGCCACGCACAACGGACCAAGAUCAAGCCCAGGCCCCGGAAAUCCCGCCCCUCUCCACCGCGCGCGCAAACCUAAAAAGCACAAAGCCUGAAACGCUGGGGUUAGCGCUACAACUCGCGCCCACCGCGCUGCCAAACCCAGACCUCCUCGCGCCUUCCUCAGCACAAAACCCGCUCACGUCGCCCUCGAGAGAAGGAUGGACGGUGCCGGACUCGCCGCUGGAGCGCCUGUCCCAACUGCGCGCCACGCCGGACUCGGCAUACGACCGGGCGCGGCAGAUGGAGCUGCGCCGGUCCGAGUGGAAGCACGUGGUGUACCGGUUCCCCGUCAAGGGCAAGGACCACUGGGUGAUCGACGCGGACCUGACCGAGUCGUCGCACGCGCGGCUGGCCGACGUGGCGCGCCGGUCGAGCGAGGGGUUCGAGUGGAACGGCGACUACGAGCUGGCGAAUAUCUAUCGCGUCUUGGCGGCUGCGCAUACGCGGGUUAUGGAGGAGAUGCGCGAGGAGAGGAGGGGUGUUGCUGUUGUUGCGCAUCGUCAACAAGGCGUUCAGGUUGGGAUUGCGAAUGCCAAUGCUGGUGGCGGGGUGCGGGGAUGAGUAUGGCUUGGGUGGCGAG
Molecule: messenger RNA, 1770 nt
Organism: Chaetomium strumarium
Lineage: Eukaryota; Fungi; Ascomycota; Sordariomycetes; Sordariales; Chaetomiaceae
Exons: 1
Coding region: 348-1751 (467 amino acids)
Source: RefSeq, a predicted model, not a curated record